This is a messenger RNA of Centrocercus urophasianus (Greater sage-grouse), 2151 nucleotides long. It is a transcript of the gene METTL6, whose product is annotated as methyltransferase 6, methylcytidine. The coding region runs from base 1166 to 2059 and encodes 297 amino acids. NCBI's taxonomy places the organism in Eukaryota, Metazoa, Chordata, Aves, Galliformes, Phasianidae. The record is from RefSeq and is a predicted model, not a curated record. The transcript is spliced from 6 exons.
GGCUGGACAGGGUUCUGACAGCUCUUUGUUUCCUUUGCCCGUGUUUGUAGUUCGUGCUUGUGUUUGUGUGGUUCUGUUCGUAUCACAGAUGAUAAAAUGUCUAAAUGAAGCGUUCUUUUUUUUUAUUUAUUUUCUAUUUUUUGCUUUAAGUUAGGCACCGCUGCUUGUUCUCACUUCCAUUUUGGAACAUGGAUGCUCGUUCCUGCCUGGGGUUGCUUGCAUUCAUAUCUGACACACUUGUGUUGCCUGCACUUCCCUGGAUUUAAUCCAGUGUGCCGACCUGGGUCUGGAUGUUUGCUUAGAACUAGCUUAACUUUUUGGGGAUUUUUGGGUGGUGCUUUGUGGAGCCAGGAGUUGGACUCAUUGAUCUUUAUGAGUCCCCUCCAACUCGGGAUAUUCUGUGAUCAGGAGUAGGGUCUGGAUCCCUCCUCAGCAUACACAGGGCCCUGCUCAUUGCUCCAUUUUUCUUAAAUCCUGGGGGGAAAACAAAACAAAACAAAAAACAAACUGUGAUGGUUAAAGGGGUUAUGAUUACUUGGGAAGAAGCAGGGAAGGAGUGCUGACACAGGCCGGCUGCAGGCAUCACUGUACUGGUUUUGCUCUGUUGCCUAAGUGGCUUGGUGCUAUAAAUGCUGAUGUUUCUCUCACUGAGGUGAGAAGAGGAAGGAGAAAUGCUAACACAAGCACAGAUUGUUUUACCUCUUGAGUGUGACUGUCACCUGUUUAUCACUACAUUUGUCUUAGGUGUUGCUAACUGGAGUUCACAAGAACCAAAGCUUUCCUUUUAAGUCAGUUUUAGUGCAAGAAGUUUAUAGCUAUGCCAUCUUUCUCCUGGAAGGUGGGUUUCUACAAUACAAAAAGAAGACCUGUAGAUUCUUUUAAGUAUCUUCUUUAAUUUUUACAUCAGUGGUAUUUCAUACUCAGUGUUAGCUUGCAUGGAAGAGUUCUGAAAUUAAGAGAAGUCAGAUGGCUUUGCAGUUUGUCAGGUGCGAUAGAUUACCAUGAAGCCCUAAUCACUGUGUAUUGUGACUUUUCCUUUUUUUUUUUUUUUUCCCCAGUUGCUUUUAGGUAUCCAGGAAUUUUACCUAAGUUAAGAAAUGUACACUGAAGAAAAGAAAAUCACCCUUGGGUCUUCAGUGUUCGUAUCUGUGUGAAAGAUUCUAGGAUGUUCCAUGAAAACACAUCAGCAGAUUGCUUAACUACAGUAACAACUUCUACUGAAGAUGGUGCUUUCCAAACGAAAGGCCAUAAUAUGAGACUCCUUAGCCCAGAAGAAGCAGAGAGACUGGCAAAAGAUCGGGUUUUGGUGUCUGACUUCAAACAGCUGAAAUUGGAAAAAGAGGCACAGAAGAACUGGGAUCUUUUUUACAAGAGAAACAGCACCAACUUCUUCAAAGACAGACACUGGACAACCAGAGAGUUUCAAGAAUUAAAAGCAUGUCGGGAGUUUGCAGACCAGAAACUGACCAUUUUGGAAGCGGGCUGUGGGGUUGGAAACUGCUUAUUUCCACUCUUAGAAGAAGAUCUGAAUAUUUUUGCAUAUGCCUGUGAUUUCUCUCCUAGAGCUGUUGAAUAUGUGAAGAAAAAUUCCCUGUAUAGUACUGAAAGAUGCAAAGUGUUCCAGUGCGAUCUUACCAAAGAUGAUCUUCUGGAAAAUAUACCAGCAGAUUCUGUGGAUGUCGUCACCCUUAUAUUUGUGCUUUCUGCCAUUCAUCCGGACAAAAUGCAUCUUGUCUUGAAGAACAUUUACAAGGUAUUAAAACCAGGCAAGUGUGUCUUGUUCAGAGACUAUGGACUGUAUGAUCAUGCAAUGCUCAGGUUUAAAUCUGGCAGCAAACUUGGAGAAAACUUCUAUGUUAGACAAGAUGGGACAAGAUCAUAUUUUUUCACUACAGAGUUCUUGUCUCAGCUCUUCAGGGCAGAGGGAUAUGAGGAAGUGGUCAACGAAUACGUGCACCGAGAAACUGUGAAUAGGAAAGAAGACUUGCGUGUUCCAAGAGUUUUUCUUCAAAGCAAAUUUCAAAAGCCUUUCAGUGUAAAUAAUGUGGACUCUGGUUGAAGAUUUUCCUGCAGUUAUGGAAUCCUAAACAUCACUCUCCUCUGUGGGAUUCUCCAGUGUGCUCUACUAGAACCACAUGUGUUAAGAGAAUC